UAAGGUGUAAUAUUUAAUGCUAAUAGCUGCACUUGUUUUGCUCAGUCUUACUUUCUCAUUUGACCAAAUAACUAAAACCUUUUUCUUUUCUCAACUAUUUCUUGAAAAGGUCAAUUUCGCAACCCUAUCUUGAUCCUCUCCCUUGUUCUCUAUCUUCUUCACACGCACACACGCAAAAUGUGUGUGCUAUGAAUAGCUAUAUAUAUGGAGAAAGCAAUCAAAAUUUUCAUCUCCAAAAUUAGGAAAUCAAAUUAAAUUAAAUAUGAAUAGUCCCAAGAUUUCAAGGGAGAAACCAUCAUCUAAAUCAAAGAAGAAGAUUUUGAGGCUUCUACCAAAGGCAGCUCAAGCAGCAGUUUCAUUCCAAAACCCUCCGUUCAGCCCGGGCCGGGCCGAUGCAAAUUCGAAGCUCAAAUCCCAUUUACACAAGGGUUUCUCCGGCCCGAUGAUCCCCGCCGAAGCCCGAGGAAAGUCCAAGGAUUUCGAAACGCAAGAACCAACUUCGCCGAAAAUUUCAUGCAUGGGCCAAAUCAAGCACAAGAAAAAGAUGUGUAAGAAGCAAGCCUCUCUGCCCAAAGGAUUCAAGCCCGUUUUACUUCCUCAACCCGAGAGAAUCACCAAAGCCCGGUCAGCGGGCCCUGCGCCGGAGCUUAAGAAGAAGCCGGCGGGUCUUAUGAAGAUUUUCAGCGGCAGAAGAAAAUCCGACGCCUCGCUUGAUCGCGGCAAGCCGCCGCUCCCCCAGAGGGCUCCGAGCAUCAGCCAGAUGAGGAGAUUCGCCAGCAGCCGCGACACGUUCGCUAAUUUUGAUUGGACAACAUCUCAGAUAGCGCCGGGGGACUGUUACUCCGAUGAAGAUAGCGACGGCGAAGAUGACGCCGCCGUUAUCCCUUUCUCGGCGCCGAUAUUGGUGGCUGGCGGCUUGAGUUUGGAGCCGAGGAAAGAAAUUAAUUUGUGGAAAAGGAGGACCAUGGCUCAGCCUAAGCCGCUCCAGCUAAACAUUGCUACACCGCAAUAUUAAAAUACAAAACUUAGAUUUUGGUUUUCUCUUCUUUCUUUAUUUUUCUUUUGGUGUCUUUUCCUUCUUCAUUUAAUUUAUUAUUCAUUUCGUAAUCACAAACUUGUACAAAGAUGUGAAAGGAAAUUAUAAAGAUUAGUUUAAUUGCUUCAUCUGCAUAUAAAAA
Messenger RNA from Salvia miltiorrhiza (redroot sage), 1178 nucleotides. RefSeq lists its product as uncharacterized. Lineage: Eukaryota; Viridiplantae; Streptophyta; Magnoliopsida; Lamiales; Lamiaceae. Bases 263 to 1015 code for a protein of 250 amino acids. The record is from RefSeq and is a predicted model, not a curated record. The transcript has a single exon.